Molecule: messenger RNA, 3516 nt
Organism: Venturia canescens
Lineage: Eukaryota; Metazoa; Arthropoda; Insecta; Hymenoptera; Ichneumonidae
Exons: 3
Coding region: 1-3516 (1171 amino acids)
Molecular function (GO): nucleic acid binding; zinc ion binding
Source: RefSeq, a predicted model, not a curated record
AUGUCCAACGAAGACCAAAACCCCAUGAACGUCUACGGACAGGGCGGACCGCCAAAUCAAGAUAACGCAGGUCAGCCGAAUCCACAGAAUGAAUUUGGACCAAAUCCCAACCCUCUACAAGUUAAUGUAGAUAUAGAUGUACUCAGUAGAUAUAUUGCAGAUAAUAUUCAACGUCAAGCUCCCCAACAUGUCAAUGCUAAUCGAGCACCAGAAAACACACCAUACCCCAUACAUGCGAAUUAUAAAGAUUUCACUAGGUAUGUACCAGAGUUCGAUGGUACAACAAAAACAUGUUCCCUCAAUACUUUUAUUAAUUAUUGUGAAUCCGCAAGAGAAUACACUCAAGCGAUUGGCGAAAGACCAGUAGUCGCAUUACUGAGAAGUAAAUGCAAAGGCGUUGCAUGCGAAAGUCUAGAAAGUUUUACAAUUUCAACAAUCGAUGACCUCAUCAACAUUUUGAGAAGUAGAUUCAUUACAUCGAAACCCUUGUUCGCGUGGCUCGAGGAAUUAAACACUUUCGAACAAAAAGAUAAAGAAACAUUCCUCGCUUUCUAUAGUCGAAUCAACUUGCAUCUUACUCAAACUCAACAGGCCAUCGGCUUGUCAAAAUUGCAAGACCCGGAAGGAGCAAAAAAUUACGCUCGAGACAUGGCAAUAAAUCAAUUCCGUAGAGGCGUAAACCCAGCUUACAGCGCUCACAUACCUAUCACAGUCUUCGCUACCCUCGAAAGUAUUUAUCAACAGACAAUCGAAAUCGAAAAACUAGUAGGACCAAUAGAAAGAAAUAACAAAAAUCAAUCAACCUGCCUCCCUAUUAGUUCGCAAGAUAACAAAAACUCAAAUAAUAAACCAAUGCAAAACGCAAACACGACCGGUAAACUUUGUAAAUUUUGCAAGAAAACAAAUCACGUUACGGACGACUGUUACGCUCUUGCAAAACAAAACAAACAACAAGAACAACAACAAAAACCUCAACAAUUACAGCAACAACAAACGACUGAAAACAAAAGUAGUGUAUCUUGCAACUAUUGCAAAAAACCGGGACACGUAAUAAACGACUGUCGUAGCAGAGCGUACAAUAACGGCAAAAAGGCUGCGGCGAAUGCAGGCGACGAUUUUCCUGUAGAAUUUGAUGCAAUACUUGGUCAUGAGACCCUCGGUAAUAGCAACGGUAAAAUUGACUGGAUGGAGAGGUGCGUGCAAAUCAAUGAUGUAAAAGUACCAUUUACAAACACCGAAUCAUUUCUUCUGCGGGCCAGACAGAAAAUGGUCAUGUUUGUUCGAGUGGGAAAUACUCUAGAGACAGGCUACGUACCCCGCAUAAGAUUUCCAGAAGGCGUUUACGCAGGCGAAGCAUUGGUGAAAAACACCGACGGCAAAGCUUACCUUUACGCUAUCAAUACCCUUGACAAAGACGUUAAAGUGGACGUUCCCGUUAUAUCCCUCUAUCCUUUUGAUAUGAGUACGGACGAAAACGAGGAACAGAACGAAGAUUCCGCAAUUGGCAAAGCUAAAAUACAUAGUAUCCCUUCUCGGACGCGAGAAAAUCGUGUAGAAAACGUGAUAAACCUUUUGCGCCUCGACCACCUUAAUGUCGAAGAGCGAGACGCGGUAAAUGCACUCGUUGCAGAAAACGCAGACCUCUUUCAUUUACCGGGCGACCCUCUGAAAUCAACUAGCGAAUGCAAGCAUCGAAUCUUAACAGUGAACGACAGACCUGUCAACACGAGACAAUACCGACAUCCACCCUUUCAAAGACCAGAGAUCGAAAAACAAAUUAACGAUUUAUUAGAACUCAAUAUAAUCGAACCAUCUAAAUCUCCGUACAAUUCACCGGUGUGGAUAGUUCCGAAAAAAGCAGACUCAAAAGGAAAUAAAAGAUGGAGACUUGUGAUCGAUUUUAGAAAACUCAACGAAGUCACGAUAGGAGACGCUUAUCCUUUACCCUUAAUAACCGAUAUCCUUGAUCAACUCGGCGGAGCAAAAUACUUUUCAAUUUUCGAUUUAGCAUCUGGAUUCCACCAAAUACAGAUGGAUCCAGCAGAUAAACAUAAAACAGCUUUUACAACCCCCCACGGUCACUACGAGUUUAACAGAAUGCCAUUCGGUCUAAAGAAUGCACCAGCAACCUUUCAGCGCCUAAUGGACCUCGUACUUAAAGGUCUUCAGGGCAAUGAACUGUUCGUAUACCUGGAUGACAUAGUCAUCUACGCUCGUUCCUUAGACGAACACAAUAGUAAAUUCAAAAAAUUGGCCGAACGUCUACGAACUGCUAAUCUCACUCUUCAAACCGACAAGUGCGAAUUUCUAAGAACGGAAGUACGGUAUCUAGGUCACCUUAUAUCAGCUGAUGGCGUAAAACCCGACCCUAAAAACAUCGAAGCGGUUCAAAAAUUUAACGUACCAAAGACCCCAAAAAACGUUAAAGAAUUUUUAGGACUUGCAGGUUACUACCGGCGUUUCAUAAAAAAUUUCGCAGCAAUAGCAAAACCAUUAUCAGAUCUAACCAGCAAAAAUGUCGAAUUCCACUGGAAUUCAGAACAUCAAUUAGCAUUCGAAACGCUGCGCGAUAAACUCUGCUCUGCUCCAAUCCUUCAAUACCCGAAUUUCUCCGAACCUUUCAUCGUGACAACCGACGCAUCUAAUUAUGCGGUCGGUGCAAUUCUUUCACAAGGCAAAGUCGGUCAAGACCCUAUGGUGGCUGCUGCCUCAAGGGUCCUAAACAAAGCCGAACGGAACUACUCCACCACCGAAAAAGAAAUGGUCGCAGUGCUCUUCGCAAUAAAAACCUUCAGACCCUACCUUUAUGGCAGGGAAUUCUUACUUCUAACGGAUCACCGACCACUUGCUUGGAUCGACUCAAUGAAAGAAGGCGAAGACAAUACAGUCGACGCGGUCUCUUCAAUUGCAACAGAUCAAGAGAUUUGCCCAUCCUCGGAUCAGAAAAUUUCUGAGGAACAGGACAAAUCCUUCACAACCCUCGAAAAUAUACACUCCGAAAACUCUAACCCUGCUGAAUCAAUGGAGGUCACAUCACCACAUUGUCCAAACACACCUUCGGCCGAAUCCAGCACAGAAUCCGACGAAAAAUCCCUGUACUUUACUCCUCAAACCCCUCCAAUUCUCAGUGACCAUAUGUCAUCAAGAAUAACUGAGAUCCCACAAAAACCUUUAGAAAAACGUACACAAAAAACGGCAGAAUUCACACCGCCCCCUAGUAAACGUACGAAAAGAAAAUCGCACAGCACCACAAGCUCUCUCGAAUCAGGGAGUAAUCCAGAUAGGGAAACCCAAAAGAGCGAAACUCAGUCUCAAAUAUGCGAUACACAGAAGCCCGAAAACAGCCAGGAAGCACCAAGUGAUCUAAACGGGAAAGAAAUAGCUCCUAACGAAAAAACGGUACCUGACACAAAUUUAAUAUGCACAACGCUCUCGAACGAAAAGCCUAACGCCAUAGAAAAUAAAGAAAAUACCAUUUUAACACACAUUAAUGUCACGUCUGGCGUGCCACGUUAA